CUGACAGCUUUGUGAUAAUAUUCAAUAGUUAUAGCGUGCGGUAGACAAAGUCCUUACCUAAAAACGUGUUUUCACAUUACUUAUUGAUUUGCACCAUAUAUAUUAUUCACUUAUUCGUUUUAAGAGUGGCCUGUGAAGUUUGGAAAGAACCAGCUGUCUUCUGGUAAAGGACUUCACGUUAAUAAGUAAUCAGAAGAUAUCCAAUCGCGAGACUCUUGUCAGUCUUGUGCUGGUCAAUCCGAUAAUCCAAAGGCUCAUCUUUUCAGCCACAUCUGGAAGAAAUAAAAAAAAAUGACUUGCAGUAAAUUUCUCUCUGGUUUCCUUCUGUUUUUCAUUCUCUCCACGUCGCGAGCUUCAUCUCCGUUCUACGAUACCACUACCAACCUCACACACACUUGUCAAAUUAGUCCCAUGGUUGUUUGUGUUGAUGUGAUUAUCCGAAGUAAGACAUGUGUUGAUCCUGUAUGCUUGAUUUACUCUGGAGGAAGAAACAUCAGCUCAUGUAUAUCACCUCUAAUUAAGGCUACAGAAAAUACUGCUAACAGUAGUAAUGUCACUAACAUCAACAGUACUAGCAGUGCUAACAUAACUAAUAUGAACAAUACUUCAAACACAACGGUACAAACAUGCAAUGGAACCUGGAUUUAUCCAUCCCAAAAUACGAGUUUCUGCUUCAAUGGCACAUCUUGGAAUAAAACAAUUUGUAGUCAAAACAACGUAACAUGCAAGAUCAAUUCAACCCAGUGCAUAUUAAAUGCAGUUGUAUAUCUCGGUGGAUUCUUCAACUUGAACGAUAAAGAUGGUUAUGGUAAUAUACCUGCGGCCGAGUUAGCAAUAAAACAGAUAAAUAAUGACAACACGACGUUACAAAAUCUAACUUUGUCUCUUGUGGUUAAACACUCUACACAGAGCUUGCUUAGCUAUGGUACACAAGCCUUGUAUAAAUACCUUCAUACUGGUCCAACAAAGUUAAUGCUGCUUUUGCCGCAAGAAAAUGACAUUGCGAGAACAGUGGCUGCAUACGCUGGUUUAAAGCAAUGGGGAACUUUACAGUUUUCAUAUGGAACAACAGACAACAGUCUGGCAUCAGAUAAGAACCUAUUCCCGCGUUUUUUUCGUCUUAACCCCCUAGCAAUUACCUACAACCGUUUACGUGUAGCGUUCGUGAACUCUUACAACACCGACUGGGGUCGUGACGUUGGUCUCUUGUACUACGCUGACACGUACUAUACAGAGGCUAAUGAGGAUCUCAACAAAAAGCUGAAGGCAAAAAGUAUAAACGUUGUUGCAAAUGUUGGCUUCAAAUCAAACCCGGCUGAAGCUCUUUAUAUAUUGAAGAAAAAAAAUGCGCACAUAAUUUUGACCAGUUUUCCUUAUUCGUAUGGAAAGAGCAUGUUUUGUAAGGCAUUUCAACUUGGUAUGUAUGGUCCACACUAUGUCUGGAUUACAUUCGUUCUAAUGCCUUUUAAAUUUUGGGUUCCAAAACCAAAUGAUAAUUUGGAGUGUACUGAGGAAGAAAUGAACUGCAUCGCUGAAAAUCAUUUCUCAUUCUAUGGAGCCACAAUUUACAAACAAAGCAAUCUUCUCAUAAACAGCAAUGUAACGUUCUCUCAUGCAUACAAUAAUCUGGUUACCUCAACAAAGAAUAGAUCGAGUGUGGCACCUUACGUUUAUGAUGCAUUAUGGACCAUGGCGAAUAUCUUAGAGCGAGCUCGGGCCAUUCAAACGGGAAAGAGAUUAAAUAACUUGACUUAUGGCGAGGAAACUAAACUGCUUGAAGACGAGGCUUAUAAAACUGACUUCAUGGGAGUCACAGGUCGGAUCAGGUUUUACGAUAAUGGUAACAGAAAAUUUUCAAUGAACCUUCUUCAAGUUCGUGCGAAUGGCUAUGGAUACAUUGUUGGAAAUUAUGAUGUGGACAAAGAAAGUUUUAAUGAAAAUGACGAGAUUUUGUGGCAAGGAUUCAAAGUAUCUGAGGGAGGAUGGCGUUAUAAACGAACAACAACAACACUCAAGUGGCGAUUCAUAGAACUCGUUCUGUUCAUCGUUUGGUGCAUCCUCGCUGCUCUAGGAAUGAUCUACGCAAUUUUUUGUUUAGUUUUUAUCAUUAUAUACCGCAGACAAAGGUCAAUUAAGUACUCCUCUCCAACGAUCAAUGUGCUUAUAAUUCUUGGUUGUUUGCUCAACUUCAUUGCUGUUGUGUUGUAUGGAGUAGAUUAUCAACUAGCAAGUGAAUCAAGAAUGUCUGUGAUAUGCAAGGUGCGUCUUUGGAUGUUUUCUCUCGGUUUUACGCUUUGUAUUGGAGGUUUAUGGGUCAAAGUAUGGACUUUAUAUCAAAUUUUGAUCGAAAGAAAGGUGUAUAAAAAGAGAAAGAUGGAAUAUUGGAUGUUUGCAAUUGUCGUGAUACUUCUGGUAGUUGAUGUUAUUUAUUUGACAACAUGGACAGCUAGAGAUGGUUUGUAUCGAAGUUUUGAGACAGUCACAGAUCAACCGCAAUACAAAUGCUUUCAGAAGUUAUCUGGUAACCCAUUUAUCGCUACGAUCUGGUAUAUUGAGAUUUGUGAUUGUGACAAUCUGUCGUUAUGGUCAGCUAUCUUCUUAACUUAUAAAUGUUUGUUGCUGUUAUUUGGCGCCUUUAUGUCGUGGAAAGUGCGGAAAGUUUACACACGAAAGUUGAUCGAUGCUCAAUAUUGCGCGACAUUAAUUCUUCUUGCGGUACCGUUUUGUGUGCUUGGUUUGAUAUUUGCAUACACAUUAAGGUUAUAUCCUACACCACAUUAUGGUUUGUUUGGGAUCUUCAUCAUUCUUUACACUUACAUUGUUCUUGGAUUUUUAUAUGGACACAAGAUAAUAAAUAUCUUCUGUCGGUCUCGAAAUACAAUCAAAGUGCGCAGUAAAGAUGAAACUGGAAGUGGCAAAUGUUGCUCUGGUGUUAUAAGAGCUUGCUUGGCUCCAAUCGCUACUUGUUUGGCAACAGGAUGCUGCUGCAUCUGUUAUCGUCUGAACUGCUGCAAGUCAUUAUGGGAGGCCUUGCUACAUGGACCAAAGAAGAAUCGAGGAUCGUAUGUGAAAGAGAAUGAAAAGAUUGAUUAUCAGAUUGGAGAUAUGCCUAGUGAUCGGGAGAAACAGAUCAUUAUUCUGCAAAAGGAAAUUGAGAAGCGAGACGGGGAGUUGUCCCGAUUACGUCGUAAUAAUCGUGCGACGUUAGCUGUGAAAGAAACACAAACCGGGAACUACUUUCAUACAAAUGACAGUGGGGAUGGUUGUCAUGGCUCUGGUCAUAUAAAUGAAGGAUAUAGCGACAAUGAAGGAGAAAACAAACAGCGAGGUUCAGGACGACGUGAUUACAAUCGCUUUAAAGUUUAUCACAGGAAGUUGGAUUUUUCACAUGUGGGAAGCAAGGUCGACAGUGGAUUAGACAACAAGAAUUUUAACAAAAGUGGCAGCAUUCCAAUUUCUGAAAAUGUUUAUGAAGAGCCGUUAUCUAAUGAUUCAGAUAUCCUAGCACUUCAGAAAAUGCUAUCUGAACGUGAGAAGGAACUGGCUCAACUUCGGGCAUAUCUUGGAGUGGAUCCAUCAUCAAGUACUGACUUUUCAAGCAAAAUAGGAAGCUUGGCAAGCAUUGGAGAGGAGCACGACCCUGCAAAAACCUCUGGGGAGAGGGAAAUAACAAACACAAAUAUUAGUUCUGUUGCCAUAACUGUGUCAAGCAGUGAUUCUGAUGGAGAAAGCAGAAAAAACGGAAGUGACAUCAGCAACGAUGGGAAUAUUUCUGACGUCAACAACGAGCAAAGUGGGUUAUUAAGAGGAAGAAAGACUGCAUUGGAUCAGGAGAUUCAACAAGGAAUAUUACCGCACAAAAAAACAGCGGAGAGUGAAGUACAAGAAACUUCAAGCGACGACAACAACCAAGAAGACAGGAAGAGUUCGAAGUCUAAAGUUUUGAGUUCUGCUUAUGGCAGUUCUUUUGCGUAUAUUUCACAUUAUAAUGCUAAAAGAGAUAGUGGAAAGUUCAAAAAGAAGGUUCGACAAUUGAAUUCGUUUGGUAUCUUCGCAAGAAAAUCUGCCGCGAGUGACGAAAAUACACCUGAAGAACAAAUUGAUGUAAACAAUGUCCCUAAAAUAAACAUAGAUAAAACACCAGAAAAAAAUGACGAUUCUCAAUCAAAAGAAAGUCCAGAGGAUAAACCUGAAUCUAAAGAUGGAAUAGAUGAAAAAAAUACAAGUAAAAACGAUGUCAAAUCUUCAAGUGGUAAGGAUAAUGCCCAGAAAUCCAAAAGUAAUGUUAAGAUAUUUAAUGCACCAUCAAACUGGUCUCAUGUGAAGUCUCGUCUCUUUGACGCCAAUGCAAACAGUCAGAGCUCCCUAAAAUCAUCACCAAGUCCAAGGCGAAGAUCUAAAGUUGGGAUUGAAGAUGAUGGUGAUGUCAAAGAUAAAGCUGGAGGAAGCGUUUCUGGUGAAGCCGGUGAAGCUAAGAAGAAUCGAAAUGGCGUCAAAAUUUUUAAUUCCUCGUCCGAUUACUCUCAUGUUAAAUCACGUUUAUUUGAUCCAAAUGUUAAACAAAGUAAUUCUGAAAAUUUACUAAGGCCAUCGCCGACCAUUCGCAGAAAAUCCAAGGUUGGCAUCGAAGAUGAUGGACAUGUCAGUGCUGACGAAAAAUCUCAAGGCAGCCCACAAGACAAUGAUAGCACAGGGCAAGGAAAAGAAAAUCAAGUUUCAAAAAGCCGUUCUAACGUCAAGAUUUUUAAUGCUCCAUCUGAUUAUUCUAAUGUGAAAUCUCGUCUUUUUAAUUCUGCGAAUAAAACUGACAAUAAAUUGAAAAAAGAAGCCAAGGAAAUGGGUACAACUGGCGCGCUGAGAAGUAAAAAUGCGAACGUCAGUGUGGAAGCGAAUAAAAGGAAGAAAGAAGAGUCGUCUGUAGUUUAACCAUUUGUGCACAUAGUCGCAUAGAUGUUGUAGUGAACAUGCAAGAACAAAUCGAUACAGUAUAAAUGCAUUGUAUACCCUUACAAAAAGUUGACAACGUUAGUUUUCUUCGCAAUAAAUUUUGUGCACAUGACUGUAUAAUGA
Dendronephthya gigantea is the source of this 5070-nucleotide messenger RNA. RefSeq lists its product as uncharacterized. The record is from RefSeq and is a predicted model, not a curated record. Gene Ontology annotation, molecular function: G protein-coupled GABA receptor activity. Bases 292 to 4926 code for a protein of 1544 amino acids. Gene Ontology annotation, cellular component: G protein-coupled receptor heterodimeric complex; membrane. NCBI's taxonomy places the organism in Eukaryota, Metazoa, Cnidaria, Anthozoa, Malacalcyonacea, Nephtheidae. The transcript is spliced from 20 exons. Gene Ontology annotation, biological process: gamma-aminobutyric acid signaling pathway; G protein-coupled receptor signaling pathway.